Hyaloperonospora brassicae is the source of this 996-nucleotide messenger RNA. The record is from the annotation of a GenBank genome assembly. Lineage: Eukaryota; Oomycota; Peronosporomycetes; Peronosporales; Peronosporaceae.
AUGGACAACACGAGCUCCGCCAUCUGCGCGGGCCGCGAACCCACGUGCGCACACGGCAGGCGGCUUGUCAGUGACCGCGUCUAUGUAGGAACUGCAGACGGAAGCGUGCGGGCAAUCGCCGUGCCCUCGUUGCGUGAUGACGUGCGCCGGCCGAGCGACGCAGAGCUGCCGCUCAUGCGCGUAUACUGGUCCGCUCGAUUGUGUAUACACGCUAUUACGAACGUAUGUGGCGUAGACACAGACGUGAAGCAUACGGACACGCUGCUCGUCGGUAGUGCUGGUGGAGAGCUCGUUGUGCUGCGGGAAGAGUUGGAGGUUCGGCGUUUCCAGCUGGAAGGCGGUGUGCAGGACAUUUGCUACACAGGCAAUGGCGUCUUUAUGGUCGGCGAUGCGCUGGGCAACUUGUACUGUGUGACACAGUACGAGAUUCUAUGGAAGCAACGGCUUCCCGCGAUAGUUGAUGCCGGAAACGACGCUGCAAGUGGCCACAAGCAUGUAGUGGUGACCCAUUGUGGUAAAACGUUUGCUGCGAUCCCCACUCGCACACCGAUGACAACGCUGGCUGUUUUUCCGGGAAAAGACGAAGAUAUCGUUCUGGCUGCUGGCGAGGAAGGGUUGAUUUACCGGCUUGUAAGCAAUCGGGAAGUCGUGUCGAACGAGAUGCCUGACUUUCGAUUUGCAAUGGAAGUGUGGGUCAAGACGUCGUUUCCCGUCAUGAAGCUUUUGUCGGUGCCGACUCCGUCCAAAGUGAACGUGUCAGAGAUUGCGUGGGUCUGUUUGGGCUCGAAUGGCGAAGUCGCUCUCUUUCGUGGACAAGAGUGUGUAAGGACGUGGGAAGCAGCCUCCUUUUCUACUGCCCGAAGCGCCGCCGCCGAUUUCCCCGUCGACUUGACCCUGCUAGCUAGCGGUGACGCCAGUGAUGUGCGACAAAGUGGAGUCAUCGUGUUUCGAGACAGGAUACACACGUUUCCGAUCGAUCUUAUGGGUCAGCAGUAG